Molecule: messenger RNA, 3112 nt
Organism: Linum trigynum
Lineage: Eukaryota; Viridiplantae; Streptophyta; Magnoliopsida; Malpighiales; Linaceae
Source: the annotation of a GenBank genome assembly
AUUAACCCUUUGAUUAAUUAUAGUGACCAAAAAUGGAAUUAAAUAUUAAACAUGGACUUUUUUAAUACUCACUACUCAGUGACGAACCUUGCAAUUUACCCUAAAACAAACUGAAUUGCUAUUUGUCGCCCUAAAUUUUUUUUAAAAUCGCCCUAAACCAUGACAAAUUGACGUUUAUACCCUUAACUCUAAUUUCCCUAAUCCCUACCACCUGUGUCGUCCCGCCAACUGCCGAUUUCCAACCACCGCUGCCGAUCUCCAAACCCGCCGCACCUCCAUUCCCCCAACCAACCGUCAUUCUAUUUGCUGGCUGCGAUUCCCCCCAAUUCGCUGACCUGCUCCUGUUGUCGAGGAAGAAGGAAGCAGAAGGAGGAAGCUGUUUUUUUAUAUAUAUUCCCAGCGGGCAGGUUGAAGCAGGUAAGAAGCCCCCUGUAAUUUUUAUAUUUUCUUCAUUUCUUUUAUUCGGUGGUGAUGGUGCACCAUUGAUUGGUGAAACAUUAAGCAAAAAUUCCGGUGUUGAUGACGAUAAUUGGUCCUCCGGUGAGGUUGUCAGACAAGUGGAUGUAUAUUUGUUUCAACUUUUAAGGUUAAGUGUUUGAAAAACAAAAGAUAAACUAGCGGCAUUGGAGUAAAUUUAAUAUAAUUAGGGCGACAAAUAAGGAUUUUUAGGGCGACGAAUAGCAAUCCCCAAAAUAAAAUAUCGCGAACACGUGUCAUUUCUCACUCCGCACCCAGUCCGCAUUCCGCAUUCCCCAGCCGCAGAAGCAAAUGCUGAAAGCCUGAAACACAGCCAACAGCACUGAGAAAGGAGGAAAAAAGCACUGCGAUCACUGGAACGUUCUUGCGGCCAGCCACUGACCAAGUCCCCCUCUCUCAAUCAACUUCUUCUUCUUCUUCCUCCAUUGCUCUACUGGUACGUUUCUUUUUGGUUGAUAAUGAUGUGUACUCGUACGUCUCUUUGCUAUUCGCUCGCGUUGCACUUCGUUGUGUUCUUUACCCUGGAGUGAUCCUUGAUUGUCCGUCUAAAUACGAUUGGACUUCAAGAUUCCCGCUCUCCUUGAUUUCUGGGCGGUGGGGUUUUGAUGGGCUAAUGGCUAUUAGCUAUGCUCAUAGAAUUGCCCGUUUACGUCGUCACAAUGUCCGGGAGAAAUUCGAAAUGGUUCUCUAUUUUAAUCGUAUCAAUGGCGGAGUACUGUUGCUAAAUGUCUGCCUGGACAUUGUCAGUCGGAUGUUGAGCACUUAUUGGUCGACAAUUACAAUGGUUAGCUGUUGCCAUUUGACUGAAGCAUACCGAGAACGGCCUGUUUCGCGCUACUGUCCGGGUCAGUACUGUGGGGCGGUUGGAACAUCUGGCCAAAGAAGGUGAUAGCCCUGUAGAGUCGUUCCCAUGGUUCGAUCCUUAGCGCUUGCAAUGGUCGUAGAAUGUGGUCCAUGUGCUCUGAGAUUGUAUCAGCGUCCUCAUGGUUUGUAAUGGACUAUCAAGUGCUGUAAGUGUCAACUUGCUUGGCCAGUUCAAGAUGAGCAAGCCAAAGUGGGAAUUGUUUCAUUGUUUUCUUAUUUCGAAUAAGAGAUCUUCUCGGGGCUGUUAGUGGCCGCUUUCUUGCAAACCCAGUCUUUCAAAUAGUAUAAAACCCCUGAGCUAGCCUUAUCCUUGUAGCCUCUUAAUAUAGUUAAUGUCAGAAUGAAUGAUUGAGAUCCUCUUAUUUGGGUAACGUGUUGAGGAAAACAUAGAUAUCACAGAUGAGCUAUGUGUCAUUUGAUAGCAUACUUUCCUCGUUAUGGUUACUUAAUUCAUCAUGCCUUUCCUUAACUAAAGUUAAUCUGGUUCCUGAUUUGGGUCUUCCUAUUUCUCUUCAGCUAGCAAGAUCAUAAAGAAUGGAAGCCUGUAUUGCAGGGUGUUGUAUGGGAAAGCAAGUGUCAUCGUUGUCAUGGAAGUCACGGAAUCCUUUUGUGGAAAGUGUUCAUAGAUUACCUUGCAAUAUUGGCUGGGGCACAAAGAUGAAGCACCCAGCAGGGCCCAAGCAUCUCUAUGUAGGCUCUACUGCAAAGCACAGGAAGGGUUUAGUAUCUUGGAGAAUCUUCACCGUGCCAGUUAGUUUGGAGAAGUCAUCGUCAUUGCAUGCAGAAGCAUCUGCGGAUUCCCAAGAUCAGUUGCAUGAUAAACCAUUGACUAGUGACCAGCUGAAGUUGCUGUUUGGGGAUCCAGAAAGAGCAAAGCUUGUCAAGAAACUAGGCGAAGCUAAUCAACAGAACCGAUUUCUAAAACGUCAGAUGAUGGUGAAUGAAGAAGCACUGCACAGCUUCAAAGCUGAACUUGCUGUAAUGGAACAAGAAACCCAGGCUCUGGUUGCACUGGCCGAAGAAAUAGCUCAAGCUGGCAUUCCUGCAGGUUCAAGAAAGAUAAAUGGGAAAUACAUCCAAUCCCACCUUGUUUCACGCUUACAAGGCUUGCAUGGAAAGUUGAAGGAACAAGUAAAGGACGUGGUUGCUGCCCAGUUAAAGGAGGUCUCCUUAUUCUGGUGCGGGAUGGCUGAGAGUGUGCAAGUAAUGGGUAGUUUUGAUGGUUGGAGCCAAGGGGAGCACUUAUCACCAGAGUAUGAUGGGUAUCUCACCAAAUUCACUACCACGUUAAUGCUCAGGCCUGGAAGGUAUGAAAUCAAGUUCUUGGUUGAUGGAGAAUGGAAGCUGUCCCAAGAAUAUCCUGCGGUUGGUGAAGGGCUCACUGAAAAUAACUUGUUAGUAGUUGAAUAGCUGCUAUAGCAUUGGAUGUCGUUGCUCAAACUGUCUUUGAGUUUCAUUCCCAUCUCGCAUGUGGUUUGGCUAUAAAUGCGUAGUAGCUCGUUGUCAUGUGAAGAUCGACGCACAGUUUGUGAACAGUAAAAUGUUUCAUAUUUCUACCAGCCGUUCUUGGUAACAUAUAGUAGGCCCACGACUUCACUUGUCCCUUAAGACUCGUAAAAUCUGUAAAAAGAUAUCCAACAAGCAACAACGACAACCUAUACACUUUGUUUGGGAAGAGGUUGGGUGUAAAUGGGACUAUGGGAGGGCUAAAAACAGUUUUCGACACAUUUGUAUCUGUUUGAAUAAUUUGUAAUAAUAGGGGUGCAAAACG